This is a messenger RNA of Larimichthys crocea (large yellow croaker), 472 nucleotides long. RefSeq names its product hepatitis A virus cellular receptor 1 homolog. The coding region runs from base 11 to 472 and encodes 153 amino acids. The record is from RefSeq and is a predicted model, not a curated record. Lineage: Eukaryota; Metazoa; Chordata; Actinopteri; Sciaenidae. Gene Ontology annotation, biological process: apoptotic cell clearance; cytoskeletal rearrangement involved in phagocytosis, engulfment. Gene Ontology annotation, molecular function: phosphatidylserine binding. The transcript has 4 exons.
UGUAACCAGGAUGCUGAUGACGCUGCUGCUGCUCACAGUCAGUGAAUGUGGAAGCAGCCCUGUUGUUGGUUAUGAAGGUCAGAAUGUCACUCUGUCAUGUAAAUAUGACAUCAAGUAUCACAAACCGCAGCCGAUCUGUUGGGGUCGAGGAGAUCUUCCAAAAUCAGGAGGCUGUAAAAACCAGCUCAUCUCCACAGACGGAUACAAAGUGGAAGAAAGAGUUUCCAGCAGGUAUCAGUUACUAGGACGACUGGAUGACGGUAAUGUUUCUCUAACGAUACUGAACCUCACAGACUCAGAUGCUGGACGGUAUGGAUGCAGAGUGCUCGUAUACGGAUUGUUCAAUGAUGAAAAACAUCACAUUGAUUUGAACAUCAAAGGAGUACUGACGACAUGGAGAGGAAGUGAUGCCACAAGCAACAGACCCACAGAGUCCACGGUGACACAGGUUCAGGAGAGUUACAGGAUUUAA